Molecule: messenger RNA, 1926 nt
Organism: Fusarium redolens
Lineage: Eukaryota; Fungi; Ascomycota; Sordariomycetes; Hypocreales; Nectriaceae
Product: general substrate transporter
Exons: 3
Coding region: 323-1822 (499 amino acids)
Biological process (GO): transmembrane transport; carbohydrate transport
Cellular component (GO): membrane
Molecular function (GO): carbohydrate:proton symporter activity
Source: RefSeq, a predicted model, not a curated record
CGCCCUUGUAAUUUUCUAGCGGUAUGGGGAGACGCGAAAACGUCUGAUUCCCCAUGGGCAGGAUUUACUCUGGGGUUUGACAGAGCCUAGUGUGCCAUGUGAUACUUUAAAUGGUAUGGAGUACUUUGGCGGAUUUUUCGUUUGUCAAAGACGUGUAUGGGAGGAGUAUAUAGACUCGUGGAUAUCCUCACCACGACACGAUUUCAAUGAUCGGCACGGGCACUUCCUCACCAAACUUGGAUAAUCCUUUUGAGUUGAUCAUUGCCUAUAUUUCUUUUGUUACUAGACUGAUUGAACUCAUCCUCGUCGUUUCACGGCCAAUAUGGGCAGCGUAACUGAAGUUGGCCAUGGGCCAUCCCAUCGACCAUGGUGGAAGACGAGCCAUCUGGUGAAGCUCAACUCCAUCAUUCUAUCACUCGUUCUCUUUUCCUCAGCAAACGGCUACGACGGCGGCCUAAUGGGCUCCCUCCUCGCCCUCAACACCUGGAACACAUUCAUGCACCACCCCACCGGCGCAUAUCUCGGCUGGAUGACAGCAAUAUACUGGCUCGGCAACGGCCUCAGUACUCCCCUCGCAGCAUGGUGCUCCAACCGCUACGGCCGCAAGCCCGGUCUCUACGCAGGCUACUUCUUUCUUAUAAUCGGCGUCGGAAUGCAAGCUGGUGCACCGAAUGAAAAAGCUUUUACGUACGCUCGACUGUUCAUCGGUUUAGCUGCUGGCUUUUUGGGAAACUCUGCUCCUGUUCUUAUCAAUGAGAUUGCGUAUCCUUCGCAUAGGGCUAUCGCUAGUGCGCUGUUCAUGUGUGGAUGGUAUGUAGGCGGUACGAUCUGUGGAUGGGUCACCUUUGCGUGUCGUGUUAUUCCCAAUGACUGGUCUUGGCGCAUUCCCGUUUUACUACAGAUCUUCUUACCGCUUUGUGCGUUCCCGGGGUUUUUGAUGGCGCCGGAGAGUCCGAGAUGGUAUGUCAGUGUUGGACGAUUGGAGGAGGCGACGGAUGUUAUUGCGAGGUAUCACGCUGGAGGGAACAGGGAUGAUCCGAUUGUGAGUACGCAGAUGAUGGAGAUUGAAGCUGCUAUUACGGCGGAGAAGGAUGCUGCAAAGAGUGCGUCUUAUCUCGACAUGUUCAAGACCAAGGGAAACCGGCAUCGACUUUUUAUUUCGGUCACGCUGGGUUUUGUUGCUCAGUGGGCGGGCAAUGGUGUUGUUUCUUAUUAUCUGCCUCUUGUCUUGGACUCUGUUGGUUUGAAGACCACGACGGAGCAGACUCUUAUUUCGGCUUGUCUCAAUGUUUGGAAUCUUCUUUGGGCUACAGCCGCAGCAGUCAGUGUUGAUCGACUAGGUCGAAGAUUCCUGUUCUUGACUUCAGCGAGCGUCAUGUUUUUGUCAUUCGUUGUCGUCACUGCACUCAGCGCUUCAUUUGCCAAGUCUGGUGCUUCAUCAGUUGGAUUGGCUGUCGUGCCGUUCCUGUUCAUAUUCUUCGCCGGAUAUGAUGUCGGACUAACUCCAUUCCUUGUCGCAUAUCCUUGCGAGAUCUGGCAGUUCUCUCUCCGAUCUCGUGGUCUUACAGUUGCUUGGUGCACAACAGUCGCAUCAAUCUUCUUCAACACCUUUGUCAACGCCAUUGCCCUCGAUGCGAUUAAAUGGAAGUACUACAUCGUAUUCGCCAUUAUUCUCUUCAUUUUUAUCUUUGUCGUCUACUUUACUUAUCCCGAAACACGUGGACAUACACUGGAGCAAAUGGCUGUUAUUUUCGAUGGUGAAGAUGCAGUGCCAUCUCAGGCUGUUGCGUUGGAAAAGACUGAUGUUGAGGAGAAGGAAUAAUGAUUGGAGAGAUAAGAUAAGGCUUCUGAGUAAUCAAAACAAGCAUCGUCGAUCGUCGAUCUAAUGCUUUGGACUUCAAAUGAUUGGUCGAAUCUGAAUCUGAC